CUCAUUCACCUAGAUGCGUUAUUUUGUACCUGGUUACAGGUUCAAGAAAGAGUAAAAUAAAAUCUAAGUACCUAUGACAUCCUUUAAAAAGCAGCACUGUCAGAAAAUGGUCAGAAAUAUCUCGGACUUGUCAGUCCUUGACAUUUUCCACAAACUCAAAAAUGUUAUCAAUAUAAUUGUAUUUUACUCUGGUCAUAUAAAUAAAUAAUAGUUUGGGUAAAAUGGCUCUAAACAACUACUGCGACGGAUAACAAUACAACCAUUCAAAUGGCUAACGCGCAAUAAUUAUUUUCUUACAUCAUAUCACCCAUACAAUUUUUAUCACUAUAGAUUUCCAAAAAUGGCUUGUUGCUGUAAACCUGGCCGAUCAAACAAAUCAUCAAUUAGUUGCUUGGGCCGAUGCGAUCUACCAAAGCAUCGAUGUCUGGAAAGAAAAGACAUAAAACCCGGACCGGUGCCGAAGCAUAUGGGAUGGCUUUAUACAGCUAAGGACUCGCCUGAACAUCAGCUAAGAUGUGGCUGGCGUCCAGGCCACAUAGCCUGCUCAGUUCUCAAAAAAAUCGAGCAACACAACUGCAUGAAAUCUAGCGACUGCACACCUUGUACAUCAACCUGCUCCAAGUCCCCUUGUUUGAAGCCAUGCUGCGCGCCGCCAAAAUGUCUAGCCGUCUGCCCCUCAUCGACAUCCUGUUGCAAGCAACCUCCAUGCACCCAACCUCUUAUACGAAUCAUCAGACACGGAGGCCAAUAUAGCAUAUGCACUAAACCUUCUAACAUAUCCAACGCGCCGUCUGGACCUAACCCAUUAAAAUAUGUCCUUAACACAGAUGACAGCCCAGACACUGGUGCAAAAUACAGUGUAGAAGCAAAGUUCAAUGAUUACCAUUUUGAUUACACUAGCUCCCAGUCAUCCUUUGUUCUGGAUUUCUCCCCGCCAGAGCAGAAGUGCUUUAAACCGUGCUCAAAGAGAAGUACGACUUGCAUGACGGGUGGAACAGAAAACAAAAACAAAUCGCAAUCCAAAUAAAAUAGUUACAUAGGAAAAUAUUACUUACAACUUCUAAUUGUCAUAAAUUGUCUUACAU
Maniola jurtina (meadow brown) is the source of this 1085-nucleotide messenger RNA. RefSeq names its product keratin-associated protein 5-8-like. Lineage: Eukaryota; Metazoa; Arthropoda; Insecta; Lepidoptera; Nymphalidae. The transcript has 4 exons. The record is from RefSeq and is a predicted model, not a curated record. The coding region runs from base 341 to 1027 and encodes 228 amino acids.